GUCACGCCUCUAGAUCACACAGACUCUCCCACCUCUGCGCUCACUGAGAGAAAGAGAGGAGGAGGAAGAAGGACCUGAAGUCAGGAUUUGACUUCCUUAACGUAUCAAAGCGGAACUAUGGAUGAUUUAAGCCCCCGCCAUGGUGGCUCUGUGUUUGCGGGGCUGGUGGGAGCGUCGCAGGUGCUCGGCCUUGUGUCGGUGGUUCUGACUGGGGUGUGGAUGGGUCACUACCGAGGAGGUUUUGCCUGGGAUGGUUCGGCUCAUGAGUUCAACCUGCACCCUCUUUGCAUGGUGCUGGGUCUGAUUUUCCUGCAUGGCGAUGCCAUUUUAGUUUACAGAGUUUUUUGUAAUGAAGCAAAAAAACAUGUGAAGCUGCUUCAUGGCAUUAUUCACCUGCUCGCCCUCAUCAUCAGCAUCAUAGGGGUUGUAGCUGUGUUUGACUUUCACAGAGCAGCCAAGAUCCCAGACAUGUACUCUCUUCACAGCUGGUGUGGCAUGGCCACCCUAAUCUUCUUCUGCUUACAGUGGGUGUUAGGUUUGCUGUUUUUUCUUUUUCCUGUUGCAUCGUCAUGGUUACGAGCCACAUACCUGCCUAUCCAUGUCUUCUGUGGGCUCACUCUGUUGGUAAUGGCCAUCGGGACGUGCCUUCUUGGCAUCACAGAGAAACUCCUGUUCAGCAUUACGGAUACAUACUCUCUGUUUGCCCCAGAAGGGGUGCUGGCCAACAUGUUGGGGAUCCUGCUGCUGCUUUAUGGGGUGCUGUUAGUUUACCUGAUCACCAGGGAGGAGUACAGACGUCCCCCAAACCCUGAGGAAGAGUCUCUGUCUGUCCACUUCAAGAACCUGACUGAGGGUGGGGUGCCAACAACACCCUGAAGCUCCAACUGACACUGACACAUCUGGACCUUUCUCAUAAAAAACAAUGUUUGUGUAAGCUGUUAUUUUUAUAAAGUAUAAAAUAAUGAACAGAGAGCAGUUAUGAUUUUCUCUACCCUGAAAACAAAACUAAUUUAUUUUCACUUUCCUCCCAGCUACCUAGCUUUACUUAAAAUUGUGUAUUUGUCCUACAGAAUAUGAAUGUUAAUCUAUUGAUGCAUUACACAGAAUAACUGAAAUAUGCACGUAUCAUAAACUACAUUUGUGAAAAUAGCAACAGUUGGUAAAAAAAAGGAGUAUUAAAGAUGAAUUUCAAAAAAGCUAUUUAUUUCCCUUUAUUCAUAGAAAUCAGCUACUCCAAAGUUUUAGGAGAGAUCCCCAAAUCAGUAUUUUAUUCAAGAGAGUUUACUUUAAAAUAGUUUGCUUAUUAUAUUCAACUUGGGAAAUAUGACAGAAUUCUGUCUUUAUCAAAGCAGUUAUAAACAGUUAUAAAUAAAUCGCUCAGUAAUGACAACAGCAGCAGAAAACACAAAAAUAAGAAUAUUAAGAAUAAGAAAAUCAAUCAAUCAAAUAAAAUUUGUUCUCCACAUGUCCUGUCAAUGGGGAGCGGUCAUCUCAUAAAUCUCAUAAGCAUUCUAAGAGGAUAUGUGGUGGUACACCACUGGGGUUUUGGAGUGUAUAAAACAUAAAAUGAAUUCCACACAGCUAUGAAGCAUAAAUGAGAGUAUUUUCAUAUAUUGGGAUGCAGAAAUAGCCAAGGCACCAUUCUCAGAACUUCCUAACUGCAUGCUUUCAGUGUUGUGCCCAGACUGGGCAGACACUCAUUUGCUACAAAAUUAGCCUCUAAUGAAAACCUAAAACAUAUAUUUUCCUAAGCACAAAUCCAUGAUCUCCAGUUUGAAGUGAUGGAUAAGUAAGAAACAUUCCUCCAAGUAUCUUACUUACUGUAAGUACGAUACUUACUCCAAAACUAAGUAUCUUACUUUUACUUAGUAUCUUACAAACAUCAGUUGUAUUUCAGUUUAAAAAAAUCUGACUAGUUUGACUCUCACUGGCCUCUGUUCCAACAAUUUCAGCUGAUCUCAGAGUCUGAGAGUCAACACAAUUUAUUGAAACCGACCUUAUGAUGGAUCUAAGAUGUAAAAAAUAAAUGUUUGAACAGAAGGAAAAAGCUCUGUGUUUCAUGCUCUAAUAGAUGCACAAUAUGCAACAUGGUCUUAUAAAAUCUAACCUCAAGAUCUGUGUAUUUUAAAGAUGGCUACAUGAGAUCCAUUCAACAUGGAGCUCCAACUUAUGACUACUUUUUAGGAAUGGUAUUAUGGAAACACUUUCAAGUUUAAAACCUUAUCUUUUUAAAACUUUGUAAUAUCAGUAGCCACUAUAUGUGUAUGUUAACACCUUUAAACUUAGGGUUGCCUUUUCAGUACUACGUGCCAUUGAAUGUGAUAUAUGUCACAGAAAUUCAAUCACAUAGUAUAUGGAAAUUAGUGAGUGCCAAGCAACAACCAUUAACAGCAUUGAAGGAAACCUGAAACUUCUUGCUUCAUGUGACUUUUAGAGUCAGAUUUAACUGAAACAGUUAUUCCUCUCUUAAAGCUCUAAACUUGAAUGUUGUACGAAAAGUUCUCUGUAAUUAUGUUUUGGCUCUGUGGUUGUAAAUGUUAUAUGUGUAUUCUGAUGAAACACAAUUAGUAGGUAAAGCUCAUUUGUGUUUAGAAUAACCAGUAACGCUCUCUGCCUAACAGACUUGCCAAAUUUCCACUGCUGAAUGUUGUUAAUCUUGAUGUUCCACUUAACAUUGUAAUUGUUCAAAAAGAAGUCCUAAUCUCACUAUAUAAAAUAAAAUGUGUGUGAAAUGACUUGACUUCUUAGAUGCAAUUUAGGAUAUGGUAUAUUCGAAUGCAAUUUUUAAAUUUGUUUUGUUUUGAAGAAUGUCCACAUGGCGUUUGAACCAACAUGUUUGUUCACACAUAUAAUGCAUUACUGACUUAUCUGGGACAUACCAUUAAAGGAACUUCACAAUACAAUGAGAUAGCAUUCGCUCAUUGUAAAUUAUGAAAAUUAAAAGAUGAAAAUGAGCAUUUACCGAAUUUUGUGGCUUCCUGCUGUCUUAAUGAAUCUGAGACUGUUCCAAUAGUUAAACUCUACCUUUUACGUUUGAGCUCUCUAAAAAUCUGUUCUACUCUCAUAUCUUCACUAGGUUUCAAAGAAUCGAGACCAUAACCUGCAUGAUAUCUUUGACCCUCAUAUUUAGUGUGCAUUCUGAGACGGGGAGAAAGAAACCCUAGCAGACUAUCAGUUUGAAAGGCCUUCUGCUCCAACUGACUGGGGGUUUCAAUAGACGGAGCAGACACACACACAACAAGAACACAGAAGCCCUGGAUUAGAGGUAGUUAUUAGUUAUAUUAAAGAUAAUAAAAGGCCAUCAUUACUAAUCAGAUUGCAGAUCACAUUUUAUUACAGCAUGGACAUGUGGCAGUAUGUUAACACACACAUAUACUGUAAAUACAUAUAUACAUAUCACUGUUCAAGUGAGUUGUUGCAUUUAGUCCUCUCACUAGUAAUGAGUGGAAGUGUUCCAACUGGACAGUUUUCAGUUUAGCUGUAAAAAUGUGUUGAAGCAUAACUUUCCCAACUGGGAGCUCCUGAGCAGUAUGAAUUAUUACUGGCAGUGGUCAAAGAUCCUGUACACACACACACACACAUAUAUAUAUACAUAUAUAUAUAUGAGAGAAACAUCAGCAACGAUUAGUCUGCAACGUCACAAAGUCACCCGAAACAAAGACAGGUCUGUGCAGUUUGUGUCCACAUAGUAAUGUUCUGUGU
Molecule: messenger RNA, 3702 nt
Organism: Xiphophorus couchianus (Monterrey platyfish)
Lineage: Eukaryota; Metazoa; Chordata; Actinopteri; Cyprinodontiformes; Poeciliidae
Gene: cyb561
Product: cytochrome b561
Exons: 6
Coding region: 118-876 (252 amino acids)
Cellular component (GO): lysosomal membrane
Molecular function (GO): oxidoreductase activity
Source: RefSeq, a predicted model, not a curated record